AUGGUUAAUUUAUAUACAGAAAUAUCAAAAUCUAUUGAGUUUUUACCAUCAGAAAUAUCAUUUUCUUAUGGAUAUGUGUUUACAAAUUUUAAAAAGUUAAAAUGGCCAUGGAUGAGUAAAAAAAAGAUAGAUAAUGUCUCUCUUUCAAACCAUUUUUUUUUCGUAUUACAAGAGAACGCAAUGGCUUAUGCUAUUGAAGUUUUAAUAUUUUUUUCUUCUGAUUUAAGCGUUUUUUAUAUUUCUAAGGCGGAUUCAACGGGAUUUUUUAAUCGACAUGAUUCACCAUCGCCUUUGAAACCUGUUAUUUCUUCAUUUUUAUCAUAUUUAAUUAAGAAGUUUUCUAGAAGAAAUAUACCAUCAAGAAUAUCUCUUUUUUCAAGAUCUCAGCCUCAAUAUCUUUUUCCGUCUUCGUCUUUAAAUCCUUCUAAACAUAUAUUAGAUGAUAAAGAAUUGGUCAAAUGGUGGUUAAGAGUAUUGGACUGUGUCAAGGGGCCUCAAUGCCCAAAAAAAUAUGUUUUAAUACCCGGAAUAGAUGCAAGGGAAACUCUUAGGUAUACUCCUGAGCAUACUAAUACAGAUUUAAAAUGGAUAUGUGGUCAUCCUUAUCAACCUACAGAUCAACCUGCAGGAGAAAUUAUUCCACGUUUUCCAGAUGAUCCUAAAACUCGAUUUCUUGAUCAAUUGUAUAAAGAUGGAGAAGGAGAAGUUACAAGCAUUGAUAAAUUCUGGGAAUUAAUGGCAUUUCGUCAAGAGUGUACACUUGGUAGAAUUGUUGGGUUUUUUAGUUUAGAAUUUCCAGGUAGCGACCAAGAUGAAAUAAAUAAUUGUAUGACAGAGGAUUUGAAUUUGGAAAAUGGUAUUCAAAUAAAUGAGAAAAUUUAUAGAAUGGCUUAUGAAAAAUUAUUACGUUCUGAUUUUGAAACAUUGGAAAAGACUAAAGGAGCAACACUCGACUGGAUUCAUAAUAUCAAUAAUUCUAAAGAUAUUAAAAACACUGUUGAUUGGAUUAAAAAAGUUUCGGGCAAAAAAACCUGUGAGGAUAAAAAGAGAAAAACUGCUGAUAUUUCGGAACAAUCAAAAACUAUAAACAUUCUUAAUGAAUCUUUAAUCCGUAAAAAAAAUAAAAAAAAGUGUUAGAAUUGGGAAUUUUGCUGCGUUUUAUUUGGAAUUAUAACCAUUCUCCUUUAGAAAUUUUAUCUGCUAGAUAUUCUGUUAAACAUCUCUCAUCAUUUUCACUCAGUAAUUGUAUUUCAGCUUUAACUCUGGUGAAUAUCAUUCUGCACAACUCAUUUUUUAGGUUUAUGUGUUCUUGAAUCCAUUCUUUUUGUAAAAGGUCGAAAGCUUUUUUUAUAUCUUUGUUAUUCAUUGGAAUAUAUCCGUUUUCUUGAUUUUUAUGAAAAUCAUUUGAAUGUACACCUAUCCAUUUGAUAGAUGGUAUAGCCAUUAGAUGACUAUUGUGUGCUUCUGCAUAUGAACCAAAUUUGUAUGUUGCUAAAAUAUUUAUUCCAUGUGGAUCAUAAUCUACAAGACACAAUAUGGGGGUUGAUCUCUUAUAAGGACUCGGAGAAGUUGAAAUAGAUUUUGAUAUCAUGUAUAAAAAUUCUCUUGUUGAUAUAUCUGGGUAUCCUUUUGCCUGAUAACAAAUUUAGUCUUAUUAUUUUAAGUGUAAUGGAUUCUUUAUACUGUAAUAAUAACACCUUUUCCUGCUAUUGGAUGAUCGUAAAAUUUUGAUAUCACUAAUGUUCUAAAUGUCGACUAAAGAUAUUAAUUUUUGUUUUAUAUUUUAUAUUUAUCUACUUCUUUUUCAACAAUAAGAAUCCAAUCAGCUUCUGUUUCUAUGCUUUCUAUUUCAGUUUCUGAAGGUAUUAACACCUGAAAAUAUUAAGAUUUAAAAAUAAUGGACUUGAUUUUUAUACUUCAGAAUCUUGCAAACAGUUUAUCUCCUCAAAAUUUUUUCGUUUUAUUUUUAUAUGACCACAGACGAGUCCUUUUGCAGUUGCUAACUGUUUCAUUGAAAAUUAACAGUGAAUUUGAAUUAAAUAUUUGUAUCUUACAACAUUAAGUGCUGAUCUUCGAAUUUUAAAGGUAUAGGCUAUAUCUUCUAUAAUUUUAUUCACAAUUCUUGAAUUCUUAAAUAAGUUUAUGUCACGAUAAUAGAUAUUCCUUGGUUUAUAAAAAAAAUAUAUAAGAUUUAAUGUUUAAAUAAUUUACCUUUUUGUUACUGGAGUGUUUGAUACUAAAGAUUCGUGAAUUAGAUCUAAAACUCGAAUAAGGACAGCUAUAUUAAUCUUAUUAAAUGUUUAAAUACAACAAUCAAGAAAUUACCAAAUCUCCAAGAGCCUAUUUGUGUUUUGCUUGGAAAUCGGAAAACUCUCUGUUUAACU
Molecule: messenger RNA, 2384 nt
Organism: Pneumocystis murina B123
Lineage: Eukaryota; Fungi; Ascomycota; Pneumocystomycetes; Pneumocystales; Pneumocystaceae
Exons: 1
Coding region: 1-1137 (378 amino acids)
Biological process (GO): DNA damage response
Cellular component (GO): nucleus
Molecular function (GO): histone H3K56 acetyltransferase activity
Source: RefSeq, a predicted model, not a curated record